GAAGGGGAGGAGAGGAUCAACUACCUUCGUUUGUGGGUUAUACCAAUAAUCAAUGCGCCCUUUUUCAGCUUUCCCUGUGUCGUUGCCGUCUUCCUUCCGGUUCAUUUUCUCCAUUUGCGGGUAGGGUUUUUUUUGAUAAACAUGGCAGGAGAGGGUGCUAAUGAGUUGCAAGACUGGGAACUGCUCCACGAUUCGGAACCAAUCCUGGUGAACCCGAUCAGUUUGAACGAGGGUUCGGACUCGGAAUCGGACCUGGUUAAAUCGCCAAAUUUGGCCGGAGAUUUCCGGAGUUUUGAAGGAAUCAGGUCUGAUUACUUCGCUCUGGACGGUCAGAAUAUAUAUGCGAAAGCUGCUGAUGUAGAGGCCGAUGGGAGUGAAUUGGGCUCCGUGGAGUCGGAUAAUCCGAGUUGGAUUGAUCCUGUGUUAGAGACUGGAUAUAAUAGAAAGCUCUCGGGUGAGUUCUGGUCGGAUUCGGGCAGCGAUCGGUCUGAUGAGCGGAAAUUGAGUGAAAACGAGUUGGGGUUUGUGGAGAAAGCGAGAAGCCAAAUGGUUCUUGAAGGGUCGGGAGAAGUGGACACUAACAGUGAAAAUUCUGGGAGAUUUAAUGUUUCUGAAGCAAAAGGUGAGGUUGGCUCUGGUGAAAACGCAAAAGGCGAAGUGGGUUUUGAAGGAUUCGGUGAGAUUCCAAUAAAGGAUAAAGAUUCAGGCAACUUCUGGUCCGAUUCUGGUGGAGAUGGAUUGGUUUCAAUAGAGUUUGGUGAUCAUACGAAGGCACCAAAAGAGCGCUCUGAGAUGCUUGGUGAAUCUGAUGUUGGAGAUGGUUUGAUGGCUGCUUCUGAGGGUGGUAAUGACGAUUCAGAUGUCCCAAUUGACGAAAUGAAAGACAAUGUGAAACCAGGCGGUGAGUUGGAGAAGAGGAAGGUGGUGUGGUGGAAGGUUCCAUUUGAGGUGUUAAAGUAUUGUGCCUUGAGGAUUAGCCCUGUUUGGACUUUCUCUAUGGCGGCGGCUGUUAUGGGAUUUGUUAUCCUCAGCCGAAGGUUGUACAAGAUGAAGCGCAAAAGCAGGAGCUUGGAGAUCAAAGUUACCAUGGAUGAUAAGAAGGUGUCUCAGUUCAUGACGCGUGCUGCUCGUCUCAAUGAGGCAUUUUCAGUCGUGAGAAGGGUCCCCAUACUACGGCCUACAAUGCCAGCUGCUGGGGUGAAUCCAUGGCCUGCGAUGAUUUCACGGUGAAAAUAUACAGUCGGAUAUAGACAUCAAAUGAACAGUUUGUCCACAGGGUCUCACGUCCUAAUUAAAUAUUUGUCUUACUGUGCUCUGUAUUGAUUAUCAUAUUUGUAGUUUUUCCUGUUUACGGGUUUCUGAACUUGUCCAAAUGUGUGUAUAAGCACUGUCUGUUUGCCCACAGUUUCAUGUUACUACUUCUAUUUAUAAUAACGAAGAUGUGUGUCCAUUUACCUUGA
Molecule: messenger RNA, 1460 nt
Organism: Tripterygium wilfordii
Lineage: Eukaryota; Viridiplantae; Streptophyta; Magnoliopsida; Celastrales; Celastraceae
Exons: 2
Coding region: 142-1230 (362 amino acids)
Source: RefSeq, a predicted model, not a curated record